Messenger RNA from Eupeodes corollae, 2274 nucleotides. RefSeq names its product tumor necrosis factor alpha-induced protein 8-like protein (gene sigmar). The transcript is spliced from 5 exons. The record is from RefSeq and is a predicted model, not a curated record. The coding region runs from base 264 to 896 and encodes 210 amino acids. Lineage: Eukaryota; Metazoa; Arthropoda; Insecta; Diptera; Syrphidae. Gene Ontology annotation, biological process: regulation of apoptotic process. Gene Ontology annotation, cellular component: cytoplasm.
AAAGAACAUAUCACAGAUGCCAUCGUUUUUCUUUUUGAGUGAUAAAAUAAUAUUUUUUACAAGAAAUUUGUGUUUUUGUGUUUCGUAAGUGUAGUUUGUUUUCGUGUGAAGUGAAACAAUUCAUUUCAUUUAUCUGUCCAACGAAGUUUUGUUAAAAAAUCUCAUCUUUUAUUAGAAUAUGUUUAUAUAGCAUAAUUCUUUAAAAUAAUAUUUACACAUUGACGGCGCUUUUUAAGUAAUUAAAAACAAUAAAACAAUCAAACAUGUCUACAAGUAAUUUAAGGCAGUACUUCUUGCUAUGGAGUGUGGAUUACUGGAACUUAGAAGUUAUGACGGAAAAUAAUUUUAAAUCCAGAGAUAUUGGCCUACGGGCUCAGAAAAAAAUUCUUUCCCGAAUGGCAACAAAAAACAUAGCAAAGGCGUAUAUUGAUGGGACUACGGCGUCACUUCUUGACAAUCUCUACAAGCUGUGCAAGAUGCAUACCGGCAACAAGAAGGAAGCAGAGAAAUUAAUAAAAAAUAUUAUCAAAAUUGUUAUAAAAAUUGGGGUUUUACACAGAAAUAACCAAUUUAGUCCAGAAGAACAGCAAGCUGCAGAGCAAUUCAAACGAAAAUUUCAAAAUACUCAACUCGCUGUGAUUUCCUUCUAUGAAGUGGACUAUAGUUUUGAUUUACCGUAUUUACAAAAAUCAUUUGCAGAUUCCCAAAAUGCACUCAAAUCAAUUGUCCAGCCUCAUUUAACCGACAAAUCUAUUAAUCGCAUCAACGAAGUAUUUGAGUUUUUUAGUGAUGCAAAACUCUUGGAGAGCGCAUUUAAACCAGACUCGCCAUACCGUGAAGUAAUGGGUCACAUUGUUGCCGAUAUAAACCAAGCAAUGGAAACUGGUGACAUUUAAUAAUAAUAAAUCAAUCUGGUGCUUAAAAUCAUCCCAGAAUUUGGAUGACACACAUAACAUGAAAAAAACGUCCCAUUUUCUCAAUGUCGAAUUUCAACACAAAAGUGAGAACAGAGUAGCAAGUUAAAAUGUCUUGUCUUAAUUAUUAGUGCAGUGUAUUUUGUUACUUUAUUUGUUAGUACAUUUAUAGAAUAUUUAUGUUUUUCUAUAUUAUAGAAAAAAAACUACGAAAAACUUUUUUGUACCAAAAAUGAUAAAAAAACAACAAUCUAUAAUGAAAAAUAAGCAUAUCGCUCCGCAUCACAUUUUUACUACUCUUCGACUAUUUAACGAACAACUAUAUCACUUUAGGAGGUUAUACCUAGUUUCAAACUUUAACGAAACUUUUUUAAUAAAACUAAAAUAAAAUAAUGAACAAAAAUAUUCAAAAACACUUAAUGCGGACCAAAUGGUUAAAAAAUAAAAUGAACCUACAAAUCAAUUAUUUGUAUGCUUUGAUAUUAUAUUUAAAAAUAAUUUGAUAUUAAACCACGAAGUUCAUACUACUAUUUGUAUGGACAAUAUUUUAACUAGUACUACAUACUUGGAAUGAUAUUUGAAAAAAGACCCACGCUUACAUUCCUUAUAUUUAUAUUUAGCCUGAUUCUGCUUUUCUAACAAUACAAAAUUUGUGGUUAGAUGAUUUCUUAAAAUUUGUUUAUUCAUUGGUUCUAAUUUGAUACUUUUGUUUCCAAAAAAAGAAUUCUUUAAUCGUUUUUUAUGGAUGGAUAGCAGAAUAAGGCUUAUUAAGUUAUGCAUAUGCCAUUUUUCUACUGGAUGCUAAAACUAACUUGCCUACCGAAGAAAACAUAUCCAAGUGACAAUAAAUGGCACAAACUAUUAUUAUUAUUAUUGUACAAUUGUAUUUUAUAUAUAUUUUUUAAACUAUUAUUAUUAUUGCCAAUAUACACAGAUUACUAUGUUAAGUUACGUAUUGAAUUGCAUAUUUAUUUUUGAGGAAGGCAUUCCUACAUGUAUGCCCGUUUAAAAAAUAGGUGUUGUUUUAAUAUUAACACGUUCGAAUUUCGAAAGAAAAGAAGACACGUUUAUGUAUUUUAGUUUUUUCUUUGAAUAUCGAUAUGCAGCGUCGUCGUGCACGUGCCUGAAGAGACAAAUAUUAGCUUUGCAAUAUUUGUUUUUUACUUUCUUCUUCUUCGAAUUUGGCGUACAAUUGAUGUUCGAAUUAUUAUAUGUUGUGCUGCACUCAGUCUAUGUUUAAUAAAUUGUUAAAAUUAGCCUCUAGUUAUGUACUUAAUUGAAAGCAACACACAUACAAAAUAUUAUCUCCAGUUGUUGGAGUUUUUUCUAAAUAAAUACACAAAAUCAAAUAUAAUUAAAA